Molecule: messenger RNA, 5482 nt
Organism: Myotis daubentonii (Daubenton's bat)
Lineage: Eukaryota; Metazoa; Chordata; Mammalia; Chiroptera; Vespertilionidae
Gene: NEMP2
Product: nuclear envelope integral membrane protein 2
Cellular component (GO): nuclear envelope
Source: RefSeq, a predicted model, not a curated record
GCCCUCCCUGCAGGCGCGGAGGAUGGGGCUGCGUCACCGGAGGGAAGAUCUUCAUCGACAGCCACCGCGCGGCCCUCCCCAGCCCGCCCCGCGCCCGGCGCCCGGGGAGGAGGACCCGGAACCCCGCGGCCCGGAGGCUGGUCCUCCCCCCGGGAGGCGGGGCCUCGCCUUCCCCCGCGGGGGUCCCGCCCCGCCCUCCCCGUCCAGACCCCGCGCGGCCUGGGCUGCGGGCGGCGGGAUGCGGCCGCGCGCGGGCCCGUGGUGGCUGCUGCUCUGGGCGCCGCUGGCCGCGGGCUUGGGGCGCGCGAAGGAGGCGCGCGGGGCGCCGCUGGCAGUUCCAAGGUGCAGAGCUUUGAAGGAAAUGGAUUUAAUUAAAAAUUCGGAGUCAGACUGUUACUGCUACCAUCAAAAAACCCAAAUCGAGUGGAAAUACAUAUGGUCAACUGUGCAGGUGAGGCUCACCAGCGCAGACCUGCUCAGUGUUGCGUAUAUCACAGAGAGACACAACUGCCAGGACCCAGAGACCGUCCUUUCUCUGACCAAGUGUGCGAUCCACGCGUUCUGGACCCCGAGCGAGUCGCAUGAAAUAUCCGUGAGCAUCCGCCCACACGCGGAGACCGUGUGCUUCUCUGUGAAGCCGGCCGGGAGGCACACGGUGCAGGUGACUCGCAGGGUUGUGGAUUUCGGGCUCGUCCUCCUGUUCGUGGCCGGCAUCGUCCUCUUCCGCCUGGCGGCGCGCUUGAGUCAGAGCCCCGCUUUCUAUUACUCCCUGGGGACGGCGCUCGGCGUCCUGAUGGCACCCGUCUUCCUGCUGCUGCUGGCGAGAAGGUGCAUCCGUAAGUGCAGCACCUUUGGGGCUGUGAUGGUUGCUUGUUGGUUUGCUUCAGUGUAUGUGGUGUGCCAGUGGAUGGAGAACCUGCCGUGGCUGUGGGGUGAGCACAGGAUGUAUGUCGUAGGGCGCACUGACGAGGCCACGCUUUGGAUUUCUCCGGUUCCCGCCCUGUGGUGCUACGUCUUGACUGUUGGGUGUCUCAGCUUUGCUGCCUGUUACAGACGCGGGCCCCUGGUCAAGGAGAGGAGCCAGCGCCUCCUGGCAUGGACGCUGCGGCUCCUGGCCCUGGCCCUGACCUGCAGCGGCGCCCCCAUGCCCCAGGUCGCGUGGACCACCGUCGGCCUCAUGCUGCUGACCCGGGGUCUGCACUACUCGGGGAGAGCCCUCAGGAACGUGAGGAAGUGGCUGAGGUCCCGAAGGCUGGCGGUCAAGUACCUGACUGAGGAGCAGUACCGGGAGCAAGCUGCCGCCGAGACCACCCGGGCCCUGGAGGAGCUGCGCCAGGCCUGCCGCCGGCCCGACUUCCCGUCCUGGCUGGUCAUGUCCAGGCUCCACGCGCCGAAAAAGUUUGCAGACUUCGUCCUCGGAGGAAGCCACUUGUCGCCCGAAGAAAUGCGUCUUCACGAAGAGUACAGCCUGGGGGGCGCCUUCCUGGAGGAGCAGCUCUUUAACCUGGGGCAGCGGCCGAGGCCUGAGUGUCCUGCUCCUGCCCCCUGCCCUCUGCCCCCGCCCCCUGCCCCUGCCCUGGCCCUGCCCCCUGCUCCUGCCCCCACCCCUGCCCCCGACCUUGCCCUUACCCUGCCCCCACUCCCCUGCCCUGCCCCUGCCCUGUCCCCACCCUCUGCCCUUGCACCCGCCCCUGCAUGUCACUCAGGACCAAGACGUGUGUAGUAGCGGAGGGGAUGGUGGCAGAAGACGUGGCCGUGGGAAGACCCAGGCGCACGGGAGAGGACGGUCCCUCGCGGCCAGCCUGCUGUUUAUCCUGCUGCGCCCGCGUCCUGGGCCUGCCAUCGCCACUUCCCUCGAGUGAAGAUCUCCACUCGGAACAGGGGGCCUGUGUUGGCCUCCAGGGGCCAGCGGGCCCGGGUCAGUGCCUGUCGGCCCCAGGGCACUGCGUGCUCUCUGCCCCAGAGCCUGUCUGCCCAGACGGUGCCGGCGCAGGUGCUGGGAGGCCGACCCGUGUGCCCAGCGCGUCCGAGUGCUGAUCAGUGCUGCUCAGGACGGAUUCUCAGGUCAACUCAGACGGACACCGCAUGCAGCAGGACCGCCCAGGGCCUUUAAGGGCGCCCGUGCCCACGUGUCUCAGGAGAGAUCGCGUCGCGGUUUCCGACUUCAUUUGCCCACAGACCCGUGUUCCAGGAGACGAGGAUUCCCUGGCUCACGUGUGAAGAACGUGCUAUGAUGGAGGCGCUGGGGUCUGGGACGCGCGGCAACUUGUCCCAGCCCACACUCGGGCAGCGCGGGGUGGCGCUUCAGCCCUGGCAUGGCCCACGGCCGGGCACCGGGCGAGGAGGCCUUCCGAGGGGCGCGAGGCCGCCUCCCCCGGCCCUGGCCUCACUGGACUGGUGACUUGUUUAUAUUUAGUAACAGCCUUCUAGCUGUUUGGUGACUGAUGAAGAGAAACAUUUCCUGCGCUUCUAUUUGAGCGUUUUGGUAAGGCUUUUAUAGGCAGAGCCGAUUAGCAUCACUUUUGUGUUUCCGUGUGCUGAAGCUGGAGUCAUCUGCCCUCUCGUGACAUUUUGCAUCGACGGUUCAUUUCUAAAACCGCCGAGUUCUCUAUUCGGUAACAGUUCCCUGCAGGACUGAUCUGUGAUCUUCCUCACGGAGAGCAGGCCUUGUUCUGGACGCCUCCUGUUAAGACUCCAGGGGAAGGAGGGACUGACUGUGAGUGCCGCGUGGACCGAGCCCAGCAGGCCCACGCGGAGGACUAAGACGUGGAUCCGACGUGGCACAGCGGCCCGGGGGCGACGGUGUCGCCGAGUGGGUUCUGAGACUCCGAGGCAUCGAGCGAGCGGCCUUUCACUGGAGAGGAGAGGUGGCGGGGGGCGUGCGAGAGCUGAAGGCGCUCUCCCGAGCCAGGUCUCGUGGCCUCGUUCUCACUUGUUGGGUAGCCUGGCUACCCGUGUGGGACUUUCUGGAUUGAUCUUCCAAUGCUCUUGCCCCUCCAGGCAGCGUUUACAGGCCUGCAGUGUUGCCAGACACCAGUUCAUGUGAGGAGCUCUGUUCUUUCUGUAAAAUGCACUAAAUUCCAUCUGUGCUUUCACACAGCCUCUGAUUUUACUUAUUUUUAAUGUUUUUAUUGAUUUUUUUAGAGAGAGAGGUAGGGAGAAGGACAGAGAGAUAGAAACAUGGACGAGAAAGAGAAUCAUUGGUCAGCUGCCUCCUGCACAUCCCACACUGGGGAUCAAGCCCUAAACCCAGGCAUGUUCACCGGGAAUCAAACCGUGACCUAUUGGCUAAUGGGUGUACGCUCGACCACUGAGCCACGCCGGCCGGGCAGUAGCCUCUGAUUUUAAAAAUCAAAGUGUCUCCCGUUCAGAUUUAUGAUGAGGUUUUGUAGGUGUUUACAGUUCAGGCUGAUGUUUUGUAAUUGUAUUUGCUGGUGACACGUGACACAUGCACACGUCAGAUGCGUCAGUAUUUGUGUCCCUGCACUCCUCUCCCCAGAGGCAGCUGGUGUCCCACCACACGCGUGUGACUGAGGGGGCCCCGGGCCUUGCCUGUGCCGGGCACGGAGGUGCUGACCAGCCGGGGUAACCGUCACCAGAGAAACAGCUGGCGGGAGAGCAGCAGAGCCGCGUCUCCCAGGGGGCUGGCUUCAGUUAUGCCGCAGAGGACGCCGUGGAUUGUCCGUGUCUGUGGAAAGCUGAGCCAUUAAAGCGUCACUUGUGAUGUGGGGUGCCUUUCCCUGGGGUUCGUUUGAUUUGGGGUUCGUUGUGGUGCUGCUCACAGUUCUGAUCCCCAUCAAGCACUGUUGGCUAGCUCCCCUGAGAUUCUCCCCCUUCCUUCCUCCUUCCCCAUCCCCUCUCCCUCCCCCGCCUUCCUUUGCCUAAAGGCCUGUACCGCUAGAUGAGCACUCCGUGAAGCAGCUCUGUCCCUCAGGAGGUGAGCUUCGUGCCUCCGGCCGCCAGAGGUGCAGCCGGGGCCUCCCCGAGCCCUUGGCCGGCCGCUGCUUGGCCGGUGCCUCACCAAGCUCGCUGUCCUUAGCAGGUGGGAGGGGCGCUGACCCCAGCAGUGCCGGUGAGACUCCCGGAGGUGGCCAGGCCCGCACAGUCGUGCCAUUCAAACGCCGUGUUUAAAAGGUUUUAGGGCACAUUUUACACAUCUCAGAAAACGCGUUGUGAAUUGCGUGUCGUUUGCCAGUACUACUGAGGGGGGACUAGAGGGGAGUGCCCGUCUGACACUGAGGAGGAUGUUUGAAUGUGUGACUUUUAAAAAAACCCAGAAACUGAACAGAUUUGAGGUUUUAGGUUUAGGAUAGAUAGAUGAUGGGUUACAUCCACAUGUGUAAACAUGUGGACGAAUCAACCCCCGGAAUGAUGUCCAGAAGAGAAGGAGGAUCUUACGUGACUCUGCAUGUGAUUGUCCCGGAGUUAGAGUGCAGGUGGUUAAACCGCUUUCUGGUCCAGCGGGUGGAAGGGGCCGGGAGCUCUGGCCUGACGGGCGUGGGGUCUGGAGAAGCCCGCAGUGAGGUGUUCAGGCGCCGCCAGGAGCCGGCUGCCUUCCGAGCCAGCCCACUGGGUAUGACACUGGUGAGCUAACGGGUGGCUGUGCCCCUGGGUGUUGACCCAGGACCCCCACUUGGCCAUGACCCCUAAGAAGACCUUGCUCACAGCAGCCAGCCGUGUGGUCUGCCAGGCACGGUCCGCAGCAGCCGUGUAAGGGCGUGAGGACAGACCGUGGAACCCACAGGACUGGCAGAUCCCCCUCGGAAAGCAGCCCCACAGGCAUCAGGCGUAGGAAGAGCCCUGCCCGGUGGGCAGAAGGGACAAGGCUGCUGUGUCGCCCGCGUCAGUGUCAUCAAACCAACACGUGAUGCAUCCCCCGCCCCCCCCCCCCCCCCCCCGGCCUAACCUCGCCGAAGUGACGGGAUACCCGGUGUCGGCCAUGACCGCCCCUUCCUGGACGCAGGCCCGAGCGCCUUUUCCUCUCGGCGACUCCUUUUCUCAUCUUCGGUUCUCGACCGGAAGCCCCUUCGGGAGGGGGUGCUCUGCACUGAGAUGUGAGAGGCUGCAGCCUUCCUGUGGCCCAGGAGUCCAGUUGUCUUGAGGUAAAUGCGUAUUUUUGCUCUGUCCCCUGAAUGUGCUACCUAAUGCGUCACCAGAGAUUAGGGAUGAGGAUGCACUCACCAGGAGAGAUCAGGAGGUGCCUUCUGCAGGGCAGCUGCUCUUCUUGUUUUAAUUGGGGGGGGGGGGGCGGGGGGGAAGGCUGGCUGGCUGGUGUGGCUCAGUGGAUAGAGCGUUGGCCUGCGGACUGAAGGGUCCCAGGUUCGAUUCCUGCUCAGGGCACAUGCCCGGGUUGCAGGCUCGAUCCCCAGUAGGGGGUGUGCAGGAGGCAGCCGAUCAAUGAUUCUCUCUCAUCAUGGAUGUUUCUAUCUCUCCCUCUCCCUUCCUCUCUGAAAUCAAUAAAAAUAUAUUUUUUAAAAAAUAA